CUGGGACCUUGAGGACGCGCUCGCCAACCAACAUAUCUGAUCCCAAGAGUAGAUAAGAAUCAAAACGGACAGUUCGUACCUUUUUAGGUGGGAUAUAAGUGCUCUUCAAGGGGUUUCUUUUAAUCCGUUCACUGACAUUUUGACGAACUAUGUGAAAACAUUUAAGAACUAUUUUUUAUAAUUCUUCUAUAGCUUCCGACUGAUUACAAAGUGAAUCAUCAUGGAGUCGUCUAUGCAUGAUGGCCAGAGUAACUUGACUUGGACCGUGUGUUCUAAAUGGAGAGAAAAUCCAGAAGGAUCCACAUUUCAUCUGGCCCACAUUUUAUUAUUUCUGGCUUUCAUGGGAGGGAGCGGUUUCUAUGGAUUGUUGUAUAUGUUCACCUUCCUGUCGAUUGGAUUCUUUUGCUCCACAAUCUGGGCAUGGUCGGACGCCUGCACGACGGACACCUUCUCCUGGACUUUUGCACUGUUUGUAGUGUCCGUGGCUCAAGUUGUGCAUGUUUCGUAUCGCCUCCGGAGUGUCACGUUCGACAACGAAUUUCAGGAUUUGUACCACUUUAUGUUCAAGAAACUGGGCGUGUCGCUCACUCAGUAUGGUAAAAUCGUAUCUUGUUGUGAAGGGGAUAUUCAUACUAUUGAAAAGGACCAUUAUUUCGCAAUGGAAGGUAAAACUGCCAUCGACAAACUAUCCGUUCUGUUGUCUGGCAGGAUUCGGGUGACGGUAAACGGAGAGUUCCUGCACUACAUCUACCCCUUCCAGUUCCUUGAUUCACCCGAGUGGGAUUCCCUCAGACCUUCCGAGGAGGGAGUGUUUCAGGUGACGCUGCGAGCUGACAACUGCUGCAAGUAUGUGGCCUGGAGACGGAAGAAACUGUAUCUCCUCUUUGCCAAGCAUCGGUACAUAGCGAAGAUCUUUGCUCUGCUUGUUCGGAAUGAUAUAGCAGACAAGCUCUACUCGCUUAACGAUAAAGCAUUCGACAGCCACGGGUUCCGAUAUGAUCUCCGGUUACCAAGUUUCUGUCACGUGCCCGUGCCCGAAUUAGAAAAGACAGAUGCACCGGCCCAAGUCCCGGAGAAGAGUGGAGGAACCAUGCCCAAUGAAAGUGUCCCGUGAUCCUCCACAGAGGACAGUUCUACUUUUCUUGUUUUGAUGAGAUUGUAUUGCACACUGCAUUGUCUUGAUUGCGCCAAAUGCCAUUGUAAAAACCGUACCGCACCGGCAUAAUCUGUUCAAAACAAAGGGCACAAGUGUUACUUCAGUCGAACACAAAAUAAGGCUGCUGGACAAAGCCCUACUACCCUGUUGGCAUAUAUUAUGAUAUUGUUGAUGUGACAAGUACAGUAGUCUGAUGUUCUCACCACACCUGUGCCAAAGACCGCAGCCUUAAAACAGCCAAGCGGAUAUAUUCAGGAUUAUGCAUGUCAUUGUAUCACAUUGUUUGUUGUAGAGAUACCACCUCUCCACAAAGCAUGGUCUUAUUCGAGCACUCAACAGCUAAUAGUUGGCAAGGGGCUACCAGGUGACUUCCGUCCGGCUGUGGUGACGAGGGUGGCCUCGCCUCUGCGUCGCUGGCCGCGGUGCUGAUCCGACAGCGCACACAAUUCCGACAACAAUUGGAGACAGACAGGUGCCAAACGAGGAAGUAAAAGACGGCACCCCAGACUACAUGCUGUGGACAGGGGCAUCCAGAGUGACCACCAGAUUUUGUCGGAUUCGAAAAUCUAAACGAAUAAACCAUCCAGAUGUCCAACGUGCUCAACAAUGUACUGAGUGCAUGUCUGGUCUGUUAUUUAUUUUAUACAGUCUAUGGUUUUGACAGACAAGAACAAGUGUAGGUUGCUAUUGUAAAUGCAAAAGUAGGCGAAGCUUCACUGGAAUGCCAAACGUGUUGUGGGGAGGAGGGGGGUGUCAACAAGAUGUCAACAAAGUGUACAACUGUAAUAAAGAAACACAGU
This is a messenger RNA of Sardina pilchardus (European sardine), 1956 nucleotides long. It is a transcript of the gene popdc3, whose product is annotated as popeye domain containing 3. The coding region runs from base 221 to 1114 and encodes 297 amino acids. Gene Ontology annotation, biological process: striated muscle cell differentiation; heart development; regulation of membrane potential. Gene Ontology annotation, cellular component: sarcolemma. Lineage: Eukaryota; Metazoa; Chordata; Actinopteri; Clupeiformes; Clupeidae. The record is from RefSeq and is a predicted model, not a curated record. The transcript has 3 exons. Gene Ontology annotation, molecular function: cAMP binding.